AGAAUCAAUGACGUGUUUCCGAAGCGUCGAUUUGCCGACGUGUGUGCAGACGGGGAGAAGGGAAAAACAACUUUUUAUCGGAGUCUCGAGAUGUCUAUGCAUUUUCAUGGAAUAAGGCUAGUAAGCAUAUAAUUUCUCAAUUGAAUACAGACGGUCGACGUAAACAACCCUCAUCGAAUAUUCAAAACUGGAUUACAAUAAUGAGAUGCAUUCACCAAUCCAAAGAAAGGAUAUGCGGGAGUUAGGCAGCCCGGCGUGUCGCUUUGUGGACAAAGCGGAGAGACAUGUAACCUGUCAGUAUAGCCAUAAUCUUUGAUAAAAGUCCAUUAACAAAGAAGUAGACCAGACCCAGCUGCUAUUGCAUUGGUGUCUAUAGGAGACACAUCUAGUAGACCGGAAUUUACCUUUUUUUUUGUUGUUGCAAAACGGCGAGUGAACCAUCUUCAUUUAUCCACCAUCUGGUAUGUUCAGAAGGAUGCAGAGUAUGUAAACAAACAACAAUGACAGCCGUUGGCCUGGUUCUUUGCAGCCAGACGUUAGUUCUGCAUAGUUAUCAAGGUAUAUCAGACCCAUAUCCAUCCGUACAGAACACCUGUCGGCUCUGCGGACAAAAUCUGCUCAUCAAAGGGACAUUACAGGCAACACGAAGAAUAUUUGACAAGCCCAAAGCCUCAAAGGACAAAAAGUUAUGUGACAGAUUCCUUGCCACCGGUUUAGUGCUAACUGAGGCACCAGGGGUGAAGUCGGGCAGAAUUUGUGCUAAGUGCUAUCGAGUAUUUCUCAGGAUAGAGGAAUCUGUAAGCAUUUUAAAGAAAUGGCAAUCAGAGCAUCAGACACCGGGGACGAGUAAGAAGAGGAAGCGUGAACUGGAACCGAGUCCAUCUGAAACAGACAGGGCUGCCAAGAAGACAUCUGAACGGGAGCCGAGUCCAUCUGAAACAGACAGGGCUGCCAAGAAGACAUCUGAACGGGAGCCGAGUCCAUCUGAAACAGACAAGGGAGCCAAGAAGAAAUGUCCUCCCUAUAAAAAGGUUCCCCCGAGGAGCAGUCUUGUCGAGGUUGUCAUAACAUACCCGAACCAAUUGGAUCCAAAGCUGAAAAAGAGGGUCGAGAAGGUUUCAUCAGAAUUUUCUGGAAUGGUUGAAAACCUGGCGAAAGGCAAAUUGGGGACAUUUGUCAGGUUAGCCUUGACGAAUGAGACCAUGUGUCAAGAAAUCAGAAAGCAGAUGACGCAGAAAAUAGAAGCAGAGGUCAAGGCAUAUGCAAGACCCUUAAAUUACUUGACCUCUGCUGAACCUUGCAUUUUGAGUAGUACCUCGUUGGAGAAUAUGAAGUAUUUUUCAUACGAAGCGUUGGAUAAUGAGUUGUCCAGGAAGACACCAUGGCUUUAUACCACCAUCAAUACUGCAACAGGUGGUUCCACCAUCCAUAACUGUGUGGCUGCCUCUGUGGCCCUGAGAGGUAGAAACCCCAGGCUUUCUGCACUGGCCUAUGUCAUCAACUCAACACUGACCCAAGGGGGGGUUAAGCCCAUUUUCAAAAGACUCUCUAAAAUGGGAAUAACAACCACACAUAGCAAUGUCCUAAAUAAGCAGAAAGAGAUGAAGGCAGCUGGGUACAACAUCAACAUCAAAUGCUGGAGGGAGGACUGCGAGCUGUUUUUCCAACAUAGUGUCAGCGGUGAAGUCUGCCCACGACCUCCUCCUACGGCUAAACCGACAGAGGAAACCGGAAGAGAGGAGGACGGGGGGCCAGUGGAGGAUGAGUUUGAAAUAGAGCUGGACUGGGGUCCACUGGAGGAAGAGGGUGAAGAAGAUGAGGAAGAGUGGAGUCCACUUUCAGAAGAGACAGAAAGAGAGGAGGACAGAGGAUCAACAGUACAGGAAGAGAGAGGAGAGGAGAAAGACAGUGGUUCCCUGCUAGGAGAGACAGAAACAGAGGAAGUGGGACAUGCAUCAUCAGCACUACAAGGAAAUGACACACAGGAAGAGGACUCUGAUUCAACGGUGGAUUCAGAGACGGAAUACUUUGGAUUAAACCUCACCUGUGAGAGUGAUUAGAGAAGUAGCUUAACAAAGAGUCUGUAGAUUACAGAUCUAGGCCUAGGCUACAUCUCUGAACAACAAGGGACUAAUCAUAGUGUCUGGCCAAAAUGGCACCCUAUUCCCCUAUAUAGUGCACUACUUUUGACCAGACCCUAUGGAGUAACUAGUGCACUACUUUUCAUCUGGGCUAUUUGGGACAGAAUCAUACAGUGAAAUUACUCCUGUUGAGGGGGUCAGGAUGUGAGGUCUACUGUUCCUGGUGUGUAUUGAAGGGGUCAGGAUGUGAGGUCUACUGUUCCUGGUGUGUAUUGAGGGGGUCAGGAUGUGAGGUCUACUGUUCCUGGUGUGUAUUGAGGGGGUCAGGAUGUGAGGUCUACUGUUCCUGGUGUGUAUUGAAGGGGGUCAGGAUGUGAGUGCUACUGUUCCUGGUGUGUAUUGAAGGGGGUCAGGAUGUGAGGUCUACUGUUCCUGGUGUGUAUUGAAGGGGGUCAGGAUGUGAGGUCUACUGUUCCUGGUGUGUGUACAGUGUGUUUACAACGAUAUUAAAGAGACCAGUUCAAUUCAAACUUUAUUGUCCCAGCAGGGAGUAUUCCAUUGUGUAGCUAAGAGUACAUAGCUGCUCAACAAAAACUUCAAUUUUUGUUAUUUGGUACUCCCCAAAAUGGCACCCUAUUCCCUAAUAUAGUGCACUACUUACCCCAUAGGGCUCUGGUCAAAAGUAGUGCACUAGUUACUCCAUAGGGCUCUGGUCAAAAGUAGUGCACUAGUUACUCCAUAGGGCUCUGGUCAAAAGUAGUGCACUAGUUACUCUAUAGGGCUCUGGGGGCUCUGGUCAAAAGUAGUACACUAGUUACUCCAUAGGGCUCUGGUCAAAAGUAGUGCACUAGUUACUCUAUAGGGCUCUGGGGGCUUUGGUCAAAAGUAGUGCACUAGUUACUCCAUAGGGCUCUGGUCAAAAGUAGUGCACUAGUUACUCCAUAGGGUCUGGUCAAAAGUAGUGCACUAGUUACUCCAUAGGGCCCUGGUCAAAAGUAGUGCACUAGUUACUCCAUAGGGCCCUGGUCAAAAGUAGUGCACUAGUUACUCCAUAGGGCCCUGGUCAAAAGUAGUGCACUAGUUACUCCAUAGGGCCCUGGUCAAAAGUAGUGCACUAUACAGGGAAUAGUGUUCCGUUUGUGAAGCCACUCAUUGGGCCAAGAUGAUCCAGACAAUAAACAAAAAUUAUAAUUAUAAUACCAAUUCAUUUUUUAAAUGACCUUGAGUUUGCCAGAGAUAUUAGAUUCAUAUGUUGUACAAAAGUGUACAAACUAGUGUCAAUCCCGACAUCACAUGUAGUAAUCAGUUUAGAUACAGCGUAGUCUCAAAGCUGACUGGAGUUGUCAGUUCAGAUGUUCUGUUUUCCAAAUCAGAACUAGUUCAAGUGGUGUAAAAUGACUUGCUCUCCUCUCCUUCAUUUGUGGUCUGCAUUAUUAUUAUUAACCUUUAUUUAACUAGGCAAGUCAGUUAAGAACAAAUGAGUAUAUUUUCAAUGACGGCCUA
Oncorhynchus kisutch (coho salmon) is the source of this 3584-nucleotide messenger RNA. RefSeq lists its product as uncharacterized. The coding region runs from base 501 to 2060 and encodes 519 amino acids. Lineage: Eukaryota; Metazoa; Chordata; Actinopteri; Salmoniformes; Salmonidae. The transcript has 2 exons. The record is from RefSeq and is a predicted model, not a curated record.